Molecule: messenger RNA, 2644 nt
Organism: Achroia grisella
Lineage: Eukaryota; Metazoa; Arthropoda; Insecta; Lepidoptera; Pyralidae
Gene: Vha100-2
Product: V-type proton ATPase 116 kDa subunit a 1
Exons: 15
Coding region: 105-2636 (843 amino acids)
Biological process (GO): vacuolar acidification; proton transmembrane transport
Cellular component (GO): vacuolar proton-transporting V-type ATPase complex; plasma membrane; vacuolar proton-transporting V-type ATPase, V0 domain
Molecular function (GO): proton-transporting ATPase activity, rotational mechanism; ATPase binding
Source: RefSeq, a predicted model, not a curated record
UCAAUCCUAACGCGUUCAUCGCGCUGUACGUGUAGUGUUGUGUGAACGAUCAACUACGCGGCGAAUACUAUUUACUGAACAGAAGGCAAUAAGGAGGAACAAGGAUGGGGGCGAUGUUCAGGAGCGAAGAGAUGGCCUUGUGCCAGCUCUUCAUUCAACCAGAGGCGGCGUAUACCUCCGUCUCAGAGCUUGGCGAAGCAGGCACCGUGCAAUUCAGGGAUCUGAACCCGGAUGUGAACGCAUUCCAGCGUAAAUUCGUGAAUGAAGUACGUCGGUGCGAUGAGAUGGAGCGCAAAUUGCGAUAUAUUGAGGCGGAGGUACACAAAGAUGGCGUUCAUGUGCCCUCAGUCAAGGAGCCACCUCGAGCCCCUAAUCCCAGAGAAAUCAUAGAUCUUGAGGCACAUUUAGAAAAAACCGAAAACGAAAUUCUGGAGUUGUCCCACAACGCGGUGAACCUGAAACAGAAUUACCUGGAACUUACAGAACUGAGACAUGUUCUUGAGAAAACAGAAGCAUUCUUCGUCGCUCAGGAGGAAUUCGGCAUGGAUUCUCUGACUAAGUCUCUAAUAUCAGACGAACAAGGUCAACAAGCCGCCGCCCGGGGCCGCCUCGGCUUCGUAGCCGGCGUGGUACAACGCGAGCGUGUGCCCGCCUUUGAACGGAUGCUGUGGCGUAUCUCCCGCGGAAACGUGUUCUUGCGUCGUGCUGAACUUGACAAACCUCUUGAGGAUCCCACAACUGGCAAUGAGAUCUACAAAACAGUGUUCGUGGCGUUCUUCCAAGGCGAGCAGUUGAAGUCUCGUAUCAAGAAGGUGUGCACCGGUUUCCACGCGUCGCUUUAUCCGUGCCCACCCUCCAACACCGAGCGUCAGGACAUGGUCAAAGGUGUUCGUACCAGGCUCGAGGAUCUUAAUAUGGUUUUGAACCAAACCCGCGAUCACAGACAACGCGUUCUCAUCAGCGUUGCUAAGGAGCUGCCGAGCUGGUCCAUCAUGGUGCGCAAAAUGAAAGCCAUAUAUCACACGCUUAACUUGUUCAAUAUGGAUGUCACUAAGAAGUGCCUCAUCGGGGAGUGCUGGGUGCCUACGGCUGAUCUGCCCAACGUACAGAAGGCUUUGGCCGAUGGUUCCAAUGCCUGCGGCAGUUCGAUACCGUCGUUCCUAAACUGCAUCGAGACUGACGAAGAGCCGCCAACGUUUAACCGCACCAACAGGUUCACUCGCGGUUUCCAGAACCUCAUCGAUGCUUACGGUGUUGCCUCCUACAGGGAAUGUAACCCUGCUUUAUACACGAUCAUUACUUUCCCAUUCCUGUUCGCUGUGAUGUUCGGCGAUCUCGGCCACGGCUUAAUUAUGGCAAUGUUCGGCGGGUGGAUGGUCCUUAAGGAAGUGUCGCUUGCCGCAAAGAAAUCUAACAACGAAAUCUGGAACAUAUUCUUCGCUGGCCGUUACAUCAUCUUGCUUAUGGGCUGUUUCUCUAUGUACACGGGCCUUGUGUAUAAUGAUAUAUUCUCGAAGUCUAUGAACAUAUUCGGAUCGUCGUGGUUCGUGCCAUAUGAUAACCAUACAUUGGAGAGUGCAGCUGCCUUUACAUUAGACCCAAAGGAUUCGUAUACUGAUAUACCCUACUUUAUCGGUGUGGAUCCUAUUUGGCAGACCGCAGACAACAAAAUUAUUUUCUUGAACUCAUACAAAAUGAAACUGUCCAUUAUCUUUGGUGUUGUGCACAUGAUCUUUGGUGUCUGCAUGAGCGUCGUCAAUUACAACUUCUUCAAGCGUCGCUACUCUAUCGUGCUGGAAUUCCUGCCACAAGUAAUAUUCCUGUGUUUGCUCUUCUUGUACAUGGUAUUCAUGAUGUUCUACAAAUGGGUCGCCUACAGCACAUUUUCACCGGAUCUGGCUUACCAACAAGGCUGCGCGCCAUCAGUCUUGAUCCUGUUCAUCAACAUGAUGUUGUUCUCAAGCAACGAACCCGAGGAGGGCUGCAAGGAGUUUAUGUUUGACAGUCAGGGCACAAUUCAACGCGUAUUCGUACUAGUUGCACUCUGCUGUAUACCCGUGAUGCUGCUCGGUAAACCAUUAUACCUGCUCUCCGCUAGCAAGAAGAAGAAGGAUGUUAAGCCGGAACAAUCAAAUGGCUCCGUAAACCAAGGUAUUGAGAUGCAAGAACAAACUGAUAUUGGUGACGGUGAACACCCGAAACCGGAGGCGAAGUCGAGUGGCGGCGGCGGUCACGGCGGUCAUGACGAGGAACCAUUCAGUGAGAUCAUGAUCCACCAGGCCAUCCAUACUAUUGAGUAUGUUCUCAGCACCAUCUCACAUACAGCAUCAUAUCUCCGAUUGUGGGCGCUCUCGCUUGCUCACGCAGAAUUGUCGGAGGUGCUGUGGAACAUGGUGCUAACAUUCGGCCUGAAGGACCAUGACUACAUCGGCGCGAUCAAGCUGUACGUCGCCUUCUGUUUCUGGGCGCUAUUCACACUGGCCAUCCUUGUCAUGAUGGAGGGGCUUUCGGCCUUCUUGCAUACACUACGUUUGCAUUGGGUGGAGUUCAUGAGUAAAUUCUACCAAGGUCUAGGAUACAUCUUCCAGCCAUUCUGCUUCAAGACGAUCCUCGAACAAGAGGAGAAGGAAGACUAAACAAUGUC